Molecule: messenger RNA, 348 nt
Organism: Necator americanus (New World hookworm)
Lineage: Eukaryota; Metazoa; Nematoda; Chromadorea; Rhabditida; Ancylostomatidae
Exons: 5
Coding region: 1-348 (115 amino acids)
Source: RefSeq, a predicted model, not a curated record
AUGGGAGGACAGAUGCGCAUAUCGACAAAUGCAGCAAUUUUUACAGCUGUAGUGACAUUGUGGCUGGGCGCUUUCGGAUUUCUUUACCUGGGUGACUGGUCGCCUGCGCCAGGAAAUAUGGGCUUACUAGACCAACAAGUUGCAUUGCGAUGGGUGCAUAAACAUAUAAGUUCAUUUGGUGGUGAUCCGUCAAAAGUCACUCUAUCCCGCAGUGAUGAAAGGCUUGGUUUACACCUGGACGGGAACAUAUGGCAUAAUGAAUAUUACACGGAUAUAAAAGACACGAGAACUUCUCGAGAACACUCAUUGCGACAGCGCUCCAAUCAGUCCACCACUCAUGUAAGUUAA